Ustilaginoidea virens is the source of this 963-nucleotide messenger RNA. RefSeq lists its product as uncharacterized. The record is from RefSeq and is a predicted model, not a curated record. Gene Ontology annotation, molecular function: ATP hydrolysis activity; nicotinamide-nucleotide adenylyltransferase activity. Gene Ontology annotation, cellular component: nucleus; cytoplasm. The transcript has a single exon. NCBI's taxonomy places the organism in Eukaryota, Fungi, Ascomycota, Sordariomycetes, Hypocreales, Clavicipitaceae. Bases 1 to 963 code for a protein of 320 amino acids.
AUGCAGCCGGCAGAAGGGGACUCUGCCGCCAUGAGGCGAAAGCAAACGCUGGAGUACUUUACACGCGCGCUGCAAGAGGUCCAGGCGUCCAACGAGGCAUUCCGGGUGCUGAAGACGGUGUCGGCGCAGCCCACGCGCGGCAGCGGCAGCAACAGCAACAUCGACAGCAACGGCAGCGGCAGCGGCAGCGUCACCUCCAACCGCUCCAGCAACCCCCUCGUCAUCCUCGACUCGAGCUUCAACCCGCCCACCGUGGCCCACGCGCAGAUGGCCACGUCGGCCCUCAACGCGGAACCCCCGGAUUCGCGGCUGAUGCUCCUCCUCGCCGUCAACAACGCCGACAAGAAGCCGGUCCCGGCAGCGUUCCCCCACCGACUGGGCAUGAUGGAGGGGUUCGCCAGGGACAUUCUCUCGUCGGGUGACGUGCGGGACCGCGGCGGCGGCGUGCAAAUCGACCUGGCCGUCACGACCGAGGCGUUUUUCCACGCCAAAGCCAGCAGCAUCGCCGGGAGCGGGCGGUACGGCGGCCCGUCCCGGUUCCUGUUCCUGUGCGGGUUCGACACGGUCGUGAGGAUCUUCGACCCGGCGUACUAUGCGGCCGCGGAGGAGGCCGGCAGGUCGGGGCAGCGGGCGGCGAUGCGGGCGGCCCUGGGGCCGUUUUUCGACCGCGCCAGGCUGCGGGUGACGAUGCGGCCUGGCGACGAUGAUGAUGAUGGGUGGGGCGGGGCGCAGGACCAGGUCGCGUACGUGGAGGGCUUGAGGGCGGGCGGGCUAGAAGCGAUGGGUGGCGAUGCGGCGUGGGGGAGGAGGCUGGAGUUGGUGGAAGGGGUUGGCGGCGCGGUGAGCAGCUCGAGCGUGAGGGCAUCGAGGAGGAGGGGGGGGGAGGGGGCUGGCGAGCUGGACGGCGUGGGCGACGAGGUGAGGGCGUGGAUCGAGGGCGAGGGGCUGUACAGGGAUGGAUGA